AUGGCAAGUGCACUGAAGAAUAUCAUCGUCGUUGGCGGAUCCUACGUCGGCAAAGGCACAGCUCAGGAGCUGGCACGUCUCGUCCCUGAGACACAUAGGGUCCUCUUAAUCGAACCUCACAGUCACUUCCACCAUCUCUUUACGUUUGUAAGCAGUCCCGUCACUCGCCACGAUGUACUAUCGGCUUAUCAUCUCACCAUUCAGCCCCGAUUCGCCAUAGUGCCUGGACAAGAACAUAAAGCAUUCAUUCCGUACAGCGGCAUUUUUGCAUCAAUACCCAAUUCUCUUCGCCAUGCCGUCGUUCAAGCUCGCGUCUUAUCGGUUUCCCCGCAACAUGUGAAGCUGGACCGAGACUGGCAUGGAUCGUCCCAGAUUCCAUUUGAAUACCUUGUCGUCGCUACGGGGACCCGCCUGGCGGAACCGGCAGGGAUGCGACACGAUGACAAGCUGUCUUCGGUGGCCUACCUACAGAGACACCAGAACGAUGUAAAGCGGGCGAAGUCCAUUCUCAUCGGCGGUGGUGGCGCCGUAGGCGUUCAGAUGGCAACAGACCUCAAAGAGUACUAUCCGGACAAGGACAUCACUGUUGUCCAGUCGCGCCCCCAGCUGAUGCCGGGAUUUCACAGCAAUCUCCACGAUUUGAUCAAAGCUCGCUUCGAGGAGCUGGGUAUCAAAUUGAUCACCGGUGCUCGAGUCGUCGUCCCUAGGGGGGGUGUGCCCGCUAAUGGUGGCUCAUUCGAUGUUCAGCUCACGAACGGAUCCCAAGUCACAACGGACUUUGUGAUCCUUGCGACAGGCCAGACACCGAACAACAGUCUACUCAAUGACCUGGCUUCUUCGUCCGCCGAAUCACUUAUCAAUACCGACAACGGAUUUAUUAGGAUUAAACCCACAAUGCAGUUCCAAGAUCCACAGUACCCGAAUCUAUUCGCCGUCGGCGACAUUGCCGACACUGGCCUCAGGAAGGCGGCAAGACCAGGAUCUGCGCAGGCCGGAGUUGUGGCACGAAACAUCCAAGCAAUGAUUGAAGGGCGGAAACCCGAGGAAACCUACCCUAGAAUGCCUGCAGCAAUUCAUCUGACGUUGGGAAUGAAAUACAAUGUCGUCUUUCGGAAUCCAAACGAGGCCGAGGGACAAACUGAACCGACUAUUAUUCCAAGGGUCGACGGCCAGGAAGAUAUGAACGUCGAAGGGAUGUGGGAGAGGUUUGGAGUCAAAAUUGAUAGCGCUAAUCAGUAUCAUCUGUAA
This is a messenger RNA of Aspergillus terreus NIH2624, 1248 nucleotides long. Its product is annotated as NAD(P)/FAD-dependent oxidoreductase. Gene Ontology annotation, molecular function: electron-transferring-flavoprotein dehydrogenase activity; flavin adenine dinucleotide binding. The coding region runs from base 1 to 1248 and encodes 415 amino acids. Lineage: Eukaryota; Fungi; Ascomycota; Eurotiomycetes; Eurotiales; Aspergillaceae. The record is from RefSeq and is a predicted model, not a curated record. The transcript has 6 exons. Gene Ontology annotation, cellular component: cytoplasm.